Branchiostoma belcheri (Belcher's lancelet) is the source of this 584-nucleotide messenger RNA. RefSeq lists its product as uncharacterized. Gene Ontology annotation, cellular component: membrane. Bases 1 to 438 code for a protein of 145 amino acids. The record is from RefSeq and is a predicted model, not a curated record. The transcript has 4 exons. Lineage: Eukaryota; Metazoa; Chordata; Leptocardii; Amphioxiformes; Branchiostomatidae. Gene Ontology annotation, molecular function: calcium channel activity. Gene Ontology annotation, biological process: detection of mechanical stimulus.
AUGACUGGAUGUCCAGUGACCGAGUGUGGCUUCGAAAACAAGUCUGACCCUGGCGAUGCCUAUGACCUCUUCGCCUACGAGAUCCAGUGGGCCCGUCUGAAGUGUCUCUACUGGAACGAGACCCUGGAAGCCUGGAUGACAGACGGUUGUGCGAUUAGCAACCAGUCUAGUAUCAACAGCACCAUCUGCCACUGUAACCAUCUAACAGCAUUCGGGAGUGACUUCGCCAUGCCGCCCAACGCCAUGGACUUUGGGAAGUUGGAGUUCAGCGAUCAACGGUGCGGUUUCGACAACCGUCUGCGUGGUGUUCCGUUUGGUCGGACUCGCAAUGGCCCCUUUACAAGUGAUCGGGGAAUUCAAGAAGAAGGUUUUUGCAGGAGGCAGCCAGGUGACGCUGACCUUCAGCACAGCGGAACAUCUGGGUACCGUGGAGCAUGAAAACACCACGACUACCAAAAGUUGGGCCACGUUCUACCAUGAAUGUGUCUUUGUCGCAUGAAAACUGAUUAACUUGUAUGUGUGUACUAGACUGCUAUGGGACCGGUGAGUGAGUGAGUGAGUGAGUGUGUGUGUGUUUGUGUGUG